Messenger RNA from Conger conger (European conger), 3138 nucleotides. It is a transcript of the gene jakmip1, whose product is annotated as janus kinase and microtubule interacting protein 1. Gene Ontology annotation, molecular function: microtubule binding; GABA receptor binding; kinase binding. The transcript is spliced from 22 exons. Bases 480 to 2993 code for a protein of 837 amino acids. Lineage: Eukaryota; Metazoa; Chordata; Actinopteri; Anguilliformes; Congridae. The record is from RefSeq and is a predicted model, not a curated record.
UGAGCUGUCCACGCCUGAUCUAUGCGUCCUGCGUUUUAGGCGCUCGUUACGAUAGAAUUAGCUAAACUUUUCCAAAGGGUCUUCGAAUUCAAAAACACAGCAAUACUUUAAUUGGAUGAUAAGUUUUAGAGUGGACUCGAUUUGUUGUCGGGUCGUCAUCGUCUUCGCGAUUAAACGUCACCCUUGUUUCGCAAAAUCUUUCACAGCAUCCUGAGUUGAGGUGUGUUCCUCUGAAGAUCUGACAGGAAUCGGCUCGACCGACGUGGCUGCAAAGGAGAUACAUUGGUUUUCGCCUACAAGCAGUCUGCCAGUGCAACAGCCGCAUGAGUUUGGGUUAUAUGGACUACGCGUAGAAAACGAUGCAAAGACUGAGGGGAUGAUGAUGAUGAUGGCAGAGACGUGAAGUUCACUCCCACCGAGGUCGAAACUGGCGCUCCGUUUUCCCAUUCGGCGUUUCUGACGGACGGACGGAGGGGAAGAUGUCGGCACCGGCGUCGAAAAAGAACCGCAGCAAGGGGGAGAAGCCGGAGGCUACCAUGGACACCUUGCAGGCGACCAAUGAGGAGCUGCGGUCAAAGCUGACGGACAACCAGAUCGAGCUGCAGCAGGAGAAGGGCAAGGUGUGCAAGCUGCGUGAGCGGCUGCAGGAUGUGAAGCAGAGCCGGGACCUGGAGCAGCACAAGCACACGGUGCUGGUGACGGACCUGAAGGCCAAGCUGCACGAGGAGAAGAUGCGGGAGCUGCAGACGGUGCGGGAGGCGCUGGGGCGGCAGCACGAGCAGGAGCUGGCGCGCGCCAUCAAGAUCCGCGACGGCGAGGUCCAGCGUCUGCAGUCGCUGGUCAACGUGCUGCGGGACGGGGCCGCCGACAAGGUGAAGACCGCCCUGCUGGGGGAGGCGCGCGAGGAGGCGCGCCGGGCCUUCGACUGCGAGCGCCUCCGCCUGCAGCAGGAGGUGCUGGAGCUCAAGACCGCGCGCAAGCAGUCCGAGGAGGCGCUGGCCAACGUGGUGCAGGCCGACAAGGCCAAGGCCUCGGACCUGCGGGCCGCCUACCAGGCCCACCAGGACGAGGUCAGCCGCAUCAAGCGCGACUGCGAGAGGGACAUCCGCAGGCUGAUGGACGAGAUUAAGGGGAAGGAGCGCGUGGUGCUGGCCAUGGAGAAGGAGCUGGGCCUGCAGGCCGGCUACACCCAGAGGCUGCUCCUGCAGAAGGAGGCGCUGGACGAGCAGCUGGUGCAGGUGAGGGAGGCCGAGCGGCACCACGGGAGCCCCAAGCGCGAGGUGGCGCCCGCCAUCGGAGACGCCACGGACUACACCUUCGGCCAGGACGUGCAGAUGGACGAGCGGGACUUGCGGCGGUUUCAGCUGAAGAUCGCGGAGCUCCACUCCCUGAUCCGCAAGCUGGAGGACCGGAACACGCUGCUGGCGGACGAGCGGAGCGAGCUGGUGAAGCGUGUGCGCGAGGCGGAGAGUCAGUUGAAGCCCCUGCUUGAGAAGAACAAGAGGAUGUCGAAGAAGAACGAGGACCUCCUGCAGACGCUGCAGCGCAUGGAGGCCAAGCUGAAGAACCUGACCAGGGAGCACGCCGAGAUGAAGGAGAAGGCGCACUCACACACUCUGCCCUCCCUGAGGAGGCCCAGCUCUCUGAAUGACCUGAGCCAAACCCACGAGGAGCAGGAGAUCGAGUUCCUCAAGCUGCAGGUGGCUGAGCAGCGCUGCAUCAUCGACGAGCUCACCGUGGACCGCGAGAGACAGAUGAUAACCAAAAAGAACAAGAGAAAGGGUCUGAAGCUCCCUAAGAGGCAUGUUGUGGAGACAUAUUUUGGAUUUGACGAGGAGUCGGUGGAUUCCGAGACCUCGUCCCUGACGUCGUACACCACUGACCGCACGGACCGGACCCCCGCCACACCAGAAGAGGACCUUGAGGAGGGCAUUUCGCGGGAGGAGUCGGAGCUGCGUUUUCGGCAGCUGACGCGAGAGUACCAGGCCCUGCAGCGGGCCUACGCCCUCCUCCAGGAGCAGGUUGGAGGAACGCUGGACGCCGAGCGAGAGGCCAGGACGCGGGAGCAGCUGCAGACAGACCUGACGCGCUGCCAGGCCAAGAUCGAGGACCUGGAGAAGUCCCUGGUGGAGCGGGGGCAGGACUCCAAAUGGAUAGAAGAAAAGCAAUACCUCAUCAGAAGUAACCAGGAUCUCUUGGAGAAGAUCAGGAAGAUGGAGCGGGAUGAAGGCCGUCUGCUGACGGAGGUGCAGGACGCCCGGGACCAGAACGAACUCUUAGAGUUCCGGGUCCUGGAGCUGGAAGAGAGGGAGCGCCGGUCCCCAGCGUUCAACCUGCACAUCGCGGCCUUCGCCGAGAACAACGGCAGCGCGCUGCAGCUGCACUGCCACCAGGAGGGCAUCAUGGAUGUAGUCAUCCCUGAGCUUAUGAAGAAACUAGACAUCCUGGGAGACAAUGGGAACCUGCGAAAUGAGGAGCAGGUGGCGGUGAUACAGGCCGGGACAGUGCUUUCUCUCUGUGAAAAGUGGUUGAAACAGAUUGACAACACCGAGGCGGCGUUAACGCAGAAGAUGAUUGACCUGGAGAACGAAAAGGACUUGUUCAGUAAACAGAAGGGAUACCUGGAGGAGGAGCUGGACUACAGGAAGCAGGCCCUGGACCAGGCGUACAUGAGAAUCCAGGAGUUGGAGGCCACACUGUAUAAUGCACUCCAGCAGGACCCGGGGAGCGGAGUGGGGGAAUCUUUGACAGAGAGGCAGCAGGAGGAACUGAGGAUAGCGGUGGAGAAACUGAGGAGGCAGAUUCUCAGGCAGAGCCGCGAGUUUGACAGUCAGAUCUUGCAAGAGCGCAUGGAGCUUUUGCAGCAGGCGCAGCAGAGAGUAAGAGAGCUGGAGAAUAGGAUUGAAAUCCAGAAAAUACAAAUCAAGGAAAUAGAAGAAAAGUUUUUGUUCCUCUUUUUAUUUUUCUCCUUAGCCUUUAUUCUUUGGCCUUAGCUACCCCAGUUUGGCCAAACAGCAGGUGCUGAAGUGCUCCCGGGGGACAUGAGUACCGUGGUCACCACUCUCAUGUCAUUCAGUUAAAUUGUCAAACGUUGAUUUUUUUCCACAUUUCAAAUGGACACACUUUAAAAAAAGUAAA